CAUGCCUCCCCGCCCCACCAGCAGCUGCUGCCGCACCACAGCACCGAAGUGAGCUGCGACUCCAGCGGAGACAGCAACAGCGUGAGGGUCAAAAUCAACCCCAGGCAGCUGUCGUCCAACAGCCACCCCAAACACUGCAAGUACAGCAUCUCCUCCAGCUGCAGCAGCUCCGGGGACUCGGGGGGUGUCCCCCGGAGAGCGGGCGCCGGGGGCCGCCUGCGCAGGCAGAAGAAGCUGCCCCAGCUGUUCGAGAGGGCCUCCCGCCGGUGGUGGGACCCCAAGUUCGACUCGGUGAACCUGGAGGAGGCUUGUCUGGAGCGCUGCUUCCCGCAGACCCAGCGCCGCUUCCGGUACGCGCUGUUCUACAUGGGCUUCGCCUGCCUGCUCUGGAGCAUCUAUUUUGGGGUCCACAUGAGAUCCAAACUGAUUGUCAUGGCAGCCCCCGCUCUGUGCUUCCUCGUGGUGUGUGUGGGCUUCUUCCUGUUUACCUUCACCAGGCUGUACGCCCGGCAUUAUGUGUGGACCUCGCUGGUCUUCACCCUCCUGGUGUUCGCUCUGACCCUGGCUGCCCAGUUCCAGGUUCUGACGCCUCUCUCAGGACGUGUUGACAGCUCCAAUCAUACUCCCGCAGCGAAGUCCACAGUCACUUGCUUAUCUCAAGUGGGGAGCUUUUCCAUGUGCAUCGAAGUGCUCUUUUUGCUCUACACCGUCAUGCACUUACCUUUGUACUUGAGCUUGUUUUUGGGAGUGGUGUAUUCUGUUCUUUUUGAGACCUUUGGCUAUCAUUUCCAAGAUGAAGACUGCUUCCCCUCACCCGAAGCAGGGCCCGGGCACUGGGAGCUGCUGAGCCGAGCCCUGCUCCAUGUCUGCAUUCAUGCUAUUGGGAUCCACCUCUUCAUCAUGUCCCAGGUGAGAUCCAGGAGCACCUUCCUCAAGGUGGGACAGUCAAUUAUGCAUGGGAAGGAUCUGGAAGUGGAAAAAGCCCUGAAAGAGAGGAUGAUUCAUUCUGUGAUGCCAAGAAUCAUAGCUGAUGACUUGAUGAAACAGGGGGACGAGGAGAGUGAGAAUUCUGUGAAAAGGCAUGCUACCUCCAGCCCCAAGAACAGGAAGAAAAAGUCUUCCAUACAGAAGGCCCCCAUAGCAUUCCGCCCAUUUAAGAUGCAGCAGAUCGAAGAGGUCAGUAUUUUAUUUGCAGACAUUGUGGGCUUCACCAAGAUGAGUGCCAACAAGUCUGCUCAUGCUCUGGUGGGUCUCCUCAAUGAUCUGUUUGGUCGCUUCGACCGGUUGUGUGAAGAGACCAAGUGUGAGAAAAUCAGCACCCUGGGAGACUGCUACUACUGUGUGGCAGGGUGCCCCGAGCCCCGGGCCGACCAUGCCUACUGCUGCAUCGAAAUGGGCUUGGGCAUGAUAAAAGCCAUCGAGCACUUCUGCCAGGAGAAGAAAGAAAUGGUGAACAUGCGUGUGGGGGUUCACACGGGGACUGUCUUGUGUGGCAUCUUGGGCAUGAGGAGGUUUAAAUUCGACGUGUGGUCCAAUGACGUGAACCUGGCCAAUCUCAUGGAGCAGCUGGGAGUGGCUGGCAAGGUUCACAUUUCCGAGGCCACUGCAAAAUACCUAGAUGAUCGGUAUGAAAUGGAGGAUGGGAGAGUUACUGAACGCCUAGGCCCGAGCGUUGUUGUUGACCAGUUGAAAGGUUUGAAGACAUACCUGAUAGCGGGUAAGAGAGCGAAGGAGUCUCAUUGCACCUGUUCAGAGGCCUUGCUUUCUGGCUUUGAGGUCAUUGACGGCUCACAGGUGUCCUCGGGUCCUAGGGGACAGGGGACAGCAUCACCAGGGAGUGUCAGUGACUUGGCGCAGACUGUCAAAACCUUUGAUAACCUUAAGACCUGCCCUUCGUGCAAAAUUACAUUUGCUCCCAAAUUGGAAGCUGGUGCAGAAGAAGGAGCAAUGCAAAAUGGCUGUCAGGAGGAGCAUAAAAAUAAAAACAAGGUUUCUGGAGGACACAAUUCCAAAACACAGAACGGACUCCUGAGCCCUCCCCAAGAGGAGAAGCUCACCAACAGCCAGACCUCCCUGUGUGAGAUCUUACAGGAAAAGGGAAGGUGGGCAGGUGUCAGCUUGGACCAGUCUGCUCUCCUCCCACUGAGACUCAAGAACAUCCGGGAGAAAACAGACGCCCACUUUGUUGAUGUUAUCAAAGAAGACAGCCUGAUGAAAGAUUAUUUUUUUAAGCCACCCAUUAAUCAGUUCAGCUUGAACUUCCUGGACCAGGAGCUAGAGCAAGCCUACAGGACCAGCUAUCAAGAAGAGGUUAUGAAGAAUUCUCCCGUGAAGACUUUUGCCAGUGCCACCUUCAGCUCCCUCCUGGAUGUGUUUCUGUCAACAACAGUGUUUCUGAUUCUCUCCAUCACCUGCUUCCUGAAGUACGGGGCUACCACCACGCCUCCCCAGCCAGUCACCCUGGUGGUCUUCGGGGUGGCCCUGCUCCUGGAGGUGCUGUCCCUCAUGGUCUCCGUCAGGAUGGUGUUUUUCCUGGAGGAUGCGAUGGCUUGUACCAAGCGCCUGCUGGAGUGGAUAGCUGGCUGGCUCCCACGCCAUUUCAUUGGGGCCAUCCUGGUGUCACUUCCCGCUCUCGCAGUCUAUUCACACAUCACUUCCGAAUUUGAGACAAACAUACAUUUCACCGUGUUCAUGGACUCGGCCAUCCUCAUCGCCGUCGUGCACUACUGUAACUUCUGCCAGUUCAGCUCCUGGAUGCGGUCCUCCUUAGCCACGGUCGUCGGGGCUGGGCCCCUGUUUCUGCUCUACAUCUCCCUGUGCCCAGACAGUUCCAUAGUAAUUUCACACCAUGGUGCAGUACAGAAUUUCAGUUCCGAGAGAAGCCCGUGCAGUAGUUCAUUGCUGCGUGACAGCAGGAGACCCGUCAGCCUGAUUGGCCAGGAGGUGAUUCUCGCCUUCUUUCUCCUGCUCUUGUUGGUCUGGUUCCUGAAUCGAGAAUUCGAAGUCAGCUACCGCCUUCACUACCACGGGGACGUGGAGGCGGACCUUCACCGCACCAAGAUCCAGAGCAUGAGGGACCAGGCAGACUGGCUGCUGAGGAACAUCAUCCCCUACCAUGUGGCUGAGCAGCUGAAGGUUUCCCAGACCUACUCCAAGAACCACGACAACGGGGGGGUCAUCUUUGCCAGCAUCGUCAACUUCAGUGAGUUCUACGAGGAGAACUACGAGGGAGGCAAGGAGUGCUACCGGGUCCUCAACGAGCUGAUCGGGGACUUUGACGAACUCCUGAGCAAGCCGGACUACAGCAGCAUUGAGAAGAUUAAGACCAUUGGGGCCACGUACAUGGCUGCAUCGGGGCUGAAUGCCACACAGUGCCAGGAUGGCAGCCACCCACAGGAACACCUGCAGAUUCUGUUUGAGUUUGCCAAGGAGAUGAUGCGCGUGGUGGAUGACUUCAACAACAACAUGCUGUGGUUCAACUUUAAGCUCCGCGUCGGCUUCAACCAUGGACCCCUGACAGCGGGGGUCAUCGGCACGACCAAGCUGCUGUACGACAUCUGGGGAGACACCGUCAACAUCGCCAGCAGGAUGGACACCACGGGAGUGGAGUGCCGCAUCCAGGUGAGUGAAGAAAGCUACCGUGUCCUCAGCAAGAUGGGCUACGACUUUGACUACAGGGGCACGGUGAAUGUCAAGGGCAAAGGUCAGAUGAAGACCUACCUUUACCCAAAGUGCACAGACAAUGGGGUCGUGCCUCAGCACCAGCUGUCCAUCUCCCCAGACAUCCGAGUCCAGGUGGAUGGCAGCAUCGGGCGGUCUCCCACAGACGAGAUUGCCAACCUGGUGCCUUCUGUACAGAACUUGGACAAGCCAUCUCUGGGUUCCGAGAAUAACACACAGGCCAAGGACCCUCACCUGUCUUCUAAGAGACCCUGGAAAGAGCCUGUCAAAGCUGAAGAAAGGUGUCGAUUUGGCAAAGCCAUAGAAAAAAGUGACUGUGAAGACACGGGGGUGGAGGAAGCCAAUGAACUCACCAAGCUCAACGUCUGCAAGAGUGUGUGACGCAGCACCUGACCGCUGCCCACGGUGCUCUGUUCCUCGAAACACAAUAAUAUUUGUAUUUGGCUGUUGUGCGCUCCAAGCGCCACAGUUUCCAUCCCCGGGCGUGGCGUCACGUGGUCAUCGCAGCCCUAACUUCUGUGUAGAUCACAGUUAUUCAGGGUUCAUUUCCAUCCAUUUCGUUCCCUUUCUCCCCCGGAACGCUGUCCCCUGGGUGUAACCGUUCAGCAGCGUGGAGAACAAGUGCCUUCAGGAGAUGGCUGUGGCUUCAGAGUCGAGGGACAGAGACCACAGGGUAGAGGUCACGGCAUUGGGUAUUGUUGGACUUUAAGACAAAAGCUGUGGUUAAGAUACCGUUUUUAUUGCUUUUUCUCACGAGAUACUUUUCUUUGCUAAUGCCACGUUUUUGAGGUUUGUUUUUCUCUACAUACUGAAUAGUGUUUUCCAGUGACCUGACCCUUCUCUGUAAAUACAUACACGCACACACACUUGCAUUUACGAAUCUGAGCUCAAGUGCCAGUAGCUCACCGAGGGGAGGUCAAGGAAGGCGGUGUGGGCUGAGAGCAGCGGCCAGCCGGACGGACGGCCUGGCGCCCCUCCCUCCCUGCGCCUUCCAGAGCGCCCGGCCCUUGUGGGCUGCGGGUGCCCCGCUCCCCAUACCUCCACACGCAGGCCAGGGUUCCAAAUGCUAGCCCGUAACUAAGCUGGGGAAGCCAGGCCUCAGGAAUUUACAAGCUGUUUUCGUUCUGCCCUCAUGCCGUGCCGAGGGGUCUUCCAGCAGGGAGUGAAGGGGUUUGUCCUUGAGGCUGACUCGUCUGAGAGGAAAACGAAAAUAAAUGCCCAAGGGUUGCAUUUAUUUAUUUAUUUAUUUAUCAGGAAAUGUGUUUUCAGGGAGGGGAUGCCAGGCCGUUGUGCUGAAGGCACACAGCGGAGGGUGAGACGCUGUCUGUUCGUGCUUUAGCCUCUUUGUCCACCCGCCCUGCAAGGGGGCCAGGCAGGACCCAGGGGCAUGGCCCGCGCUCAGGUCAGAGAAGCUCUCCGUCGCCACGUUUUACACCGAGUGCCGCUCCUUCUGCCCUGCGUGACGCGGGGCGGGUAGGAACCGGCGGGGUAUGAAGCCCGGGGUCUGGGCAGAGCGCGGGGGCAGCAGGCAGUGCGGGCACUGUCCUGGCCUUCACCCAUUCAAGAAGUUUCUCUAUCCUUCCCACUGCCAGCCUGUGCUGGGCCUGUUUGGGGCAGGACUGGGCCUGGUGAAUGAAGGCCAGCCCUCUCCAGAUGGAGGUCUUGCACUGUAGACUGGGGCAGAAUCGUCUGGACGCAAAUGGGGUGUUAAUCCAGGACAGUGUAGAAAACACUUCUGGGCCCUUUGUGGCCAAUCCUCCUUGUAAUUACAUUUUGCCACAUGAAGUCUGAACUUUAUGUAGAACUGAACUCGGGCUACAGUUGCCUUGUCAUAGUCAUAGUCAUUGAUAAGGUGACACUGGCACACGGCUCCUGGGAUCAUUUGAGAACUAGCUCCUUCUCUGUUUAAGGUCUUCACCGACAUGCCCUGUGCAUUUGCUUCUCACCGGUAAAUCUGUGUAAUUUCACGGCUGCGUUAAGUUAUCACUCCUCCUCCCCAAAUUUGUACAGAAUCUGCCAUUUCCAGCAUCAUGACCUAUUGAUUCUGAUCAGCCAUCUCCCCAGGGGACAGCCACCGGCUGUUCAGCCAUAGCCAGGACCACGCCAUCCUGGGGAACUGAGCAUGCUCAGUAACUACGAUCUUCCUUCAGGUUUCACUGUCACUUUGUUGUUCUUCCAGUGCCGGAGAAAGGAUGGUUGUGACAAUACCUCUUGCUUCUAAAGAAUGUAUUCUUAUAAAAUAUUGCAGAAUUUUUAUUUUUAUUUUUAUUUAAAAAAACACUACCUAAUGCUCUCCUUGUCUGUAAGGAUUGUGGGCGUGUUCGGGGUUUCUUCCAUCCGUAUUCAGGCGUGUGUGUGAGUGCGGCUCUGUUCCUUUGCCUGCUCGCUUCAGGCUCUGGAGCUGUGGCGGCACCUAAGGGGCUGGGCGGUUGCCUACUUGUUACCAGUGUCUCUGUUGUUGCGCCCAAAACGUACUCUGCAAAGUUCAUCUCUGCACCCACUUCCUUCCUAUCAAACUCUUUUUCCCCUUCCCCACCUACAAAGGUGUUUAUGAUUCCUGGCCCUGGGAAUCCAAGAGGCUGCAAACCACCGGGAGAGAGUCAGACCGCAUGGUGGUCCGGUUCAGCACUGUGCAAACCGGAGCCUUUGAUGGACAGCUCACCCUGAGCCUUCCCAAACAGCCAGUUCAGAUGUGCUCUCUAGUCCUUCCCAGUUCCCUGCUCUGAAGCAUACCUCAUCACGGAGCCACAGAAUCCCUGCAGCGGAACUGCUGUGUGUCUCACCGAGUUGGCAUUGAACAGAUAGUUGCUGAAGACAGAUGGGUUUCCAAGCAGCAGGUUCAAGCACUCCCGGCACGAGGAUGCAUUCUUCAGAGUGGCAAUACCUCUCCUGAACUUAGGGCAGGAAGCAAUACUUCAGAAAUGAAUGUGUGUAAAUAGUUGCUUUGAGUUGCAAUUGCUAUUUUCUUCUUGGCCCCAGGUCAGAUCAAAUUAUAUAUAUGUAUAAACAAGCACAUAAUUUUAUCCAAUGCAAACAAAUGUAGAGCAUCAGUUAUUAAACCCUUAAGUAGCUUGAAGAGUCGCACAGAUUAUGCAACACCUGCACACGACUCCGUUAACACUGACUUCGCUUGUGGAGGCACCUGCACAUUUGCACAUGACACUGAGAGCCAAGGGCCACGUGCUCCCGUGACAUGGUCUGUAAUAAUCUGUAGUUUCCAAAGAUCGGUCUGCGUUUGCAUUUCUAAAUUUUUGAGGUAAACAUUUUUUUGGUUGGUGGUUUCAGAAAAUCACAUGCCUGGAAUCUGAAAUUAAAUUAGCAAGGACCAACUGUUUGCGUUUUCCACCUUUCCUUUGCUUUAUUCUUGGUAAAUUGUUAAUUUUAAUAAUUUCAAAAUGCAUCCACUAAAGAAAUGGACAUUAAAAUAUUCUAAAAUCUAAAUAUGUGAUGCCUGGUAUUCUCAUUGGAAAGGUCAGUACUACUUCAGAGAUUGGGGCACCCCUUGUCUCCUGCAAUUUGUGGCUUGAAAUAGGAAGAUUUGCUUUUCUUUUGCAUCAUGACUUUGAAAACAAGGCAACUAAAAAAAAUCCCUAUGUGUCCUGUGGGGUUUUUUUAUGGACAUAUUUGCUACAGUUAACUUUGGUUGAAAAGUAUUUAUUUUUACAUGGAAUUUUAAAAACAUACACACACACACAGAAAAGCAGGUUGUAGGACUAAUUUUGCUUGUGAUGACAACCCCAUUUUAUUGGGCCUUCUAAUCGUUUUUUCCUGCAUUAUCUUAAGAGAAGGGAUUGACUAGGAAAGGACAGUAGCCUCUCCCUUGAAGAGUUCCUGGGGGUGCCCGUACCACAGGGAAGUCACAAAACCACUUCAGAAUCUGAAGUCCCAGAGACUUUCCCCAGAAAAACACACAUGCCAUUUAUACAUCUCAGGGGUUCACGGCACCUCCAACUCGAGCCAAACAGAACCUGCUGGGGUUGAGGCUCUUGUCGACUCGGUGAGAGGAGAUGAAGACGUGGGCCUGUCCGUCCUUGCGCAUCAGCUUGCAGGGAUCAAGCUUCUAGGUGAGUCUGCUGGAACCUGGUGCCAGUGAGGACACUACUCCUUGGUGAGGACACUCCUUCCCCCUGAAGCUGCUGCAGGCUUCCCUCGGAGCCUUGCAGAGCUUAGGGAGCCACGGUCUUCGCUGCCUGGAGGUCUAGAACCUGGGUCUCUUCCACGAGAAACAGCGUCCAGGAACGUAAAGGACUUCUCACACAGUCCAGAAAGACAGCCUCUAAUGUUUGCAAUGAGUCUCAAAACUUAGCCUUUGUGAUUUCUCUUGUGUUUAAAAGCUCUUCACACGUGGUUCUGUUGUGGGAAUCCGUCAUUGUGGCCACCUGGAAUAAGUCCCAAGUUCCAGGAAAAGGAAGCUAACUGGGGAAAGAGAUCAAUGAGAGGAAGUGAUUAAGAAAAAGUAUGCACUUGCACACCAUAUACAUGUAAAUUUAAAAUCUCCCCAAGUGUCUAUUUUUAUACAGUUCCUUUGCAAAAAAAGAAAAUGGUUUUUUUUUAAUAACAUGACUUCAAAGAAUUGUUACUGUUAUUAGAGUAAUUUAAGCUUGGGGAAUUCUCAUAUUCCUGCUGGGCCUGAAAGUCGGAAGGAGAAGUGAAUUAAGCAAUCAUCUAUUGAGCAAUCUGAGUGCCUCCUGAAAUCUGUCAUCAACAGCAUCUAUUCUUAACCUUUUCUCUGGCUCACAAAGCCUUUGAUAAUUUGAUGAAGGUUGUGGCUCCUUUCUCCAGAAAACGCACAUAAAAAUAAGCCCUCUUAAUGUUGCAUACAAUUUCAGGAGUUCCUGGAAAUAAAUAAAAUACCCCUGAUUUGAAAUAACUAGAGGAAUGAUGGUUUUUAAUUAUAGCUAUCUGCAAAUCCGGUUUCUAGGCAUUUAUGGACUCUCCAUUGGGAACUUGAUUAAAAGUGUUAAUGCUGCUUAUUUAUACAUGCGUUUCCAAUCAAAACUAUAUUUUACAUUUUAUGUCUGAGUUACCUAAAUAUAUUUGAAGAGCUACUCAAAGAGCUUUUCAAUAUAUAAACAUAAAGUUAGUCAAAUACUUUCCAACAGUUAAGUAACAUUCAGCCAGUAUUUACUGACAACCUACUAUGUGCCCUAUAAUGCCAAAGCUCCCUUUAUUUAGGUUGUUCAAUUUGCUGCAGUACUUGAGAAUAUUUGAGUAACAGCUGUGAUUAGAAACUGUGCUUUUCAUGAUGGCUCUACCACUAUGAAUUCCACCAGUAAACUGAAGGGGAGUUCCAGACACCUGGGGUCACAUGGUGACAUCCCUUUCCGUAUUGACAGUAUUAAACAGUGGCUCCUUAGUAUCUUCUGUAAACCAUUAGAUUACUUUUGUGUUUAUGGUCUAUGGAUUGCUUAGCCUCUCAAGAAGGAGCAACAGAUGAGAAACCUUCAGAGAAAACAACGACACCAAUAUUGUGUUGGAUCCACAAUGAGAGAGGGGCCACUCCACAUGCUACUCAUAAGGUCAUGCAUUUUGUUUUAAAACAAUCCUCUCCUGAUGGCAAUUCGGUCCCAACGUGAGGGGCUCAGAGCUGGAUGGAGGAAGCGCUGGCGUGGACUGAUUUGGCUGGUGGCAGCCUUUCAGGAAUAACCACCAGGGAAGCGUGUUCCGCUCUCUGAGGAGCAUGGUGGGUGGAAGUCUCUGCCAACCCCAUCUCCACCCUAUGCCUGGUCGUGAGGCGAGGCAGCCCAGCGUCCAGCAGUCUUUUGAAAGGAUUGCUCUUUCCCCGUCUUCCUCUGACCUUCUUGAUCUCAGAAAAGUCUUGCCUUCUAGGUUGGAGGGUGAGGAAUGGUAUCAGGAAAGAGGAGUUAUUUGGAAACUUGUCCAUGUGAUUCUGGGAAAAGGAAGCAGAAUGGGAAAAGGGAGUGAUGACGACUUGUAGACUCUGCUUGGACUCCCCUGGGCAUAGACACCCUGUGCCUGAGGCAAACUUCAGUGGCUCACCAUGCCCUUCCUUCUUGGGACUGGAUCUCAUUCUCCCCAGCUUCUGAGGUCUCCCAGACUGACCUCUGGAAGUCUUCUCACCAUGGCGCAGCCCUACCCAGUUCUGUCUGUGUGUGUCAUGGGUGGCCAUUCCUCUCCAAGGACAUGUGUCCCCACCCCCAUUCCCAUCAUCUUUGACCUCCCAAGUAGGUUUCAGUGCCAUGCCAUCCUCAUUCCCCAACUUCAGGAAUAUAGAUUCAACUACAGCAACAUGAUUUAGCAGACACUUUAUUUAUUUAAGGAAAGUAAUUCCUUCUCACAUAUGCAAAUAUGCCUCUAUAUGUAAAUUCAGCUCUCACAUAUGCAAAUAUGCUUCUAUAUGUAAAGUAGUCUCUCAUUAUAUGAUGCAUUCCCACCAAGGAACUCAAAAAGCCUGGAAUCCCUUUUAUCCCCAUGAUGCCUCAUCCAAGUGGGUAGGCAGGGGUGUUUUCUCUGUACAACAGAUUUGAAAGCUCAGGUUCAGAGCUGCUCAGUGGCUUGCCCAGGUUCAGCUUGUUGUCCGCCAUUUCCAGUUACACGGCCAGAAAACAGAGCAUGCUGCAAAUCCAAGUGAUAUAACUUCUUGGCCUCCCCCUUCCUGUGCCAGGAAAGAACAAAGAAUCCAGGUGGUGGAAUGGGACAUUGUGCAUUUAAAUGGUGAAAGUACCCAGGAGUCAGCAAGUGGCCGACAAGGUACAAUACGUCUUCCCUUGUCUCCCUCUACUCUUCUUUCUGUCAGACUGGCUACUUGAAUUACGUGUCAGAUAUUUAAAUUAUUAUCUAAUGUAUGCUUGGAAUGGAGAAGUUUUAAAAUUAUUCAAGUGUCCAUGUGCUAACAAAGACCAUCAGGGAAGAGGCAAAGUUUGCAACACGCUGGUGCCUUCAGAAAGAUUAGUGUAAAACACAGAUUAUUUUGGUGUCCUGUGCUACCUUCCAAUUUAACAGCAAUAGAUCAUGUACCUUUAGCACAAAAUUGUUUUUUCUAACUAUUUAUUGCACAAUAAUUUUUUAUUAUAAUGUUAGAUCAUUUUAAAAAUACCUUAUCAUAUAUCUAUACAUCUCCAAUAUUUCAGGAACAUAUUAGAGAAAGGGAACGAAAAAACAAAUAUCACUUGGCCUUUAACUUGAAAUAGCAUAGAACAUAAUUUGUAAUUUUGACACCAAUUUGGAGCUCUUGGAUAAAAAAAAACAACAGACUGUUGACUGUUUACAGAGGACUGAGAACACCAAGAGUUUACUUUUUAGAAGCAAGCUUUGUAACAUGGUGUGUUGAUGGAACUUUUCUUGGGUAAUUUUGUUUGGCCAGGAUGACAUCUCUUCUUCCUCAAGAAUAAAGGCUUCUGGUGGUAUCACAGCUACAUUUAGAGUAUUCAUUUAGCACAGAAGAAUAUGGCUGAAUAUUGCCCUCGUUCUCCUGCUUAUAUUAAUUGCAUGACAAGUUGUACUUUCCAAAAUCUUCAGUCAAGGACUUCCAUAGACUUCUCACCCUAACCUACCGUGACACUGGGAGAAUGUUCAGAUUUGUUUGUAUGUUUUUUAAUAUUGAAGAAUGUUAUUUAUAUGAACUUUCAGGAAAUUAAUACAAUAAAGCCUAAGAAGAUACGGUAAAACUAUUUUUAAAAAGAGAUUGGAAGCAGUUAUGCAGAUAAUUGAGGGUAAAAGCAUCCUUUUUCCUAAAAUGUUUCAAAUGGGUCAACAUUUAUUGAACGAAUUUCUUGCAUGAAUCACAUGGAUAGUGAUUCAAAUUCUUCCAUUUCUUAUGUAGCCAAUACAGUGGGCCGCUUCAGCCCUUUCAGAAUCUUAUUUCCAAAUUUCCUCUUCUUCAACUGUCCAUUUUGUUGGCAGAAUUACAAUAGGCUCAGACCUGCAUGCUUUGAGAGAAAACUGAGUGUGAGCUCAUGAACUAGCCAUUCAACAGUUUCCAGAACUCCAAGGGUUUGUCUGUGCUCCUGACAGGUGGCUUCUGUCACCACCACAAACCCAAGACCUGGUCCACCUGUGCCCGUAGCAACGGCCCCAUGGAUGACUUGGAGCAGGAACUCUGCCAGUGCCGGGAGAGUGUCCGCCGUGCGUGAGACCGGCUGGCAGAGCGGAGGAGACUGGCUCUGCAGGUCCUCGGGAGGUGAGAAAGCAGCCUCCACGCCCCAGCACGGUGCCAACCCUCCUGCUGCCGCUCUGGCUCCUUGGUGAACAGUGAUGACCUCAUGUUCUGCUUGUAACACUUUUCCUGGUCUGUACCUCAUGCACUGGCCCGGCUUGAGAUGCUUCAGGACCUGGGCACCCACCACCCUUCGGAAAAUCAUCUGCAUGCCCCAGUGGUGAACUGGGCAUUGUGGGCCCGAUUCGGGCUUAGAAAGAGGAUCUUCAUGCCUCAGCUCCUGGGCUGGCCCAGCAGCAGGGAACCAGACUCUCAGGCCUGCAUGGAACCCAUAGCAACCCCAGCCAGUCUCACCAAUGGUUCUGGGGUCCCAAGCUGUCUUUGGACUUGGGGGAGUGCAGGGACAGAGCAGAGGACCAGCUGGGGAUCCCGGAAAAGUGGGUGUCAAGGAAGUGCAGUUCACCAACAUCCGGUGCAGCCGUGCUGGGCUCCCAGGCAGCCUUUAGCCACCUCUGCGCCCCUCAAGUGCCGCAGCUGCCGGCGCCAUAAGCCAUUAGUUGGGGGGUGCCAGCAGGGCCUCCUGGUGCACCCUCCUCACACGACAGCAUUGAACCGAAGCACCAAUAACCCACGGAUGAGCACCGAGCGAAAAACCCAAAGCCUUAACAUCCUCUCGGGAAUCCUGUGUCAGUUGCACCAUUUGUAACAGGCGGCAUUCUAGGAUGUAACGUCCCUGAGAUGAUCUAUUUACUAAAAGCAGCUUCCACUGUCUCAAUCCGUGCAGUCAUCCUCAUUCCAAAACCGAUUCUAGGAGGCGCUCCAGCGGCGGUGUAACCCGACCCGACCCGGUCACAGUCACGGUCACGGUCACGGCGCCCCAGCCAGCCCCGCCUCUCCCGUCACGGAGCAAGUUUCCGUGAUUCAUGGGGUAGAAUCACUGUCAAGAGGCAACGCGGUCUGUUCCAGCCGCCUUUUGACUUGUGGGUGGUUUAUGUUCUAUCCUAACACUGACCUUCUCUCACACACCCCGACUCGGGCUCCCUGUGCAUGGGCACUGAAUCCGGCUCGUCAUGAAAUACAGAAAGAAAUCAUGGGACAUUUUCAUCAUCUUUCCAUUCCGAAGCAUGGGUGGUUUUCUUUUCUCAUCAGUGUAUGUCCUAGACCUAGACACUGCUUGUGGGUCUCUCUUUCCUCCCCUCCAACCUUCUACUCAUCUGCACUUUCCUGUCUUCUCUUUCCCAGAAGAUAAAAACACUGCGAGAGGGGCCUGACGUUUCCUUUCAGUUGGAAAGGAGCCGAAUUGUAAAUAAAAAAAAUAAGAAACUGUUUAUGGUUGGUCAACAACCAAACCCAGGAAGAACUGUAUCUGUGAGAUAUACAUAUGUCUCUCUCUAUAGAUAAAAGCACAUUAUCUUUCAUUCACUACUACAGACUUGUAACCUAUUGUAUAUUAAAAUGUUUUACUGUAUCAGAGAAAACUUUAUGCGGUAGACCGAGAAAAGCUGUGGGGGGAAAAAUUCAAAAUAUAGUAUAAUUGACUCAAA
This is a messenger RNA of Myotis brandtii (Brandt's bat), 13341 nucleotides long. It is a transcript of the gene ADCY9, whose product is annotated as adenylate cyclase 9. The transcript has 10 exons. NCBI's taxonomy places the organism in Eukaryota, Metazoa, Chordata, Mammalia, Chiroptera, Vespertilionidae. The record is from RefSeq and is a predicted model, not a curated record. Gene Ontology annotation, biological process: adenylate cyclase-activating G protein-coupled receptor signaling pathway; intracellular signal transduction; cyclic nucleotide biosynthetic process. The annotation marks the transcript as partial. Gene Ontology annotation, molecular function: adenylate cyclase activity.